Perognathus longimembris pacificus (Pacific pocket mouse) is the source of this 2935-nucleotide messenger RNA. It is a transcript of the gene Mdm4, whose product is annotated as MDM4 regulator of p53. Bases 283 to 1752 code for a protein of 489 amino acids. Gene Ontology annotation, biological process: protein ubiquitination; negative regulation of apoptotic process; regulation of cell cycle. The record is from RefSeq and is a predicted model, not a curated record. Gene Ontology annotation, molecular function: ubiquitin-protein transferase activity. Gene Ontology annotation, cellular component: nucleus. NCBI's taxonomy places the organism in Eukaryota, Metazoa, Chordata, Mammalia, Rodentia, Heteromyidae. The transcript has 11 exons.
UCCAGGGCACCGCCUACUGGAGGAGAUAAUGUACCACCUGGUAGCCAGUAAGGAAAGAUUGUAACCGACUUUCAGCUGAACCAUUUACUCAUUAACAUCAGCAUGGAGGGUGGAACAAGCCCAAACUUGUUUCCAUUUCAUGCUGCAUAGAUGGCUUGUGGUUUUAAGUGCUUAAGGAAUAUAUAUCUAAACUUUAAUUUUUGAUUUGAAAUUUCUUCUUGCUGGAUCCGUCUAGAAGGCGACCAAAAUAGUUAUCAGCAGAUUGCAAUAUUAGCUGCCACAAUGACAUCACAUUCCACUUCUGCCCAGUGUUCAACAUCUGACAGUCCUUGCAGAAUCUCUCCUGAACAAAUCAGUCAGGUACGACCAAAACCGCCACUUUUGAAGAUACUCCAAGCAGCAGGCGCACAAGGUGAAAUGUUCACUGUAAAAGAGGUAAUGCACUAUCUAGGCCAGUAUAUAAUGGUAAAGCAGCUUUAUGAUCAACAAGAGCAGCAUAUGGUAUAUUGUGGUGGAGAUCUUUUGGGAGAACUACUAGGACGUGAGAGCUUUUCUGUGAAAGAUCCAAGCCCUCUCUAUGAUAUGCUAAGAAAGAAUCUUGUCACGUUACCCACCUCUACCACAGAUGCUGCUCAGACUCUGGCUCUCGCACAGGAUCACAGUAUGGAUAUUCCAAGUCAAGACCAACUGAAGCAAAGUGCAGAGGGAAAGCCCAGUUCCAGGAAACGAACUGAAGAAGGUGAUAUUUCCACGAUACCUAUCUCACAGCAUAAAUGCAGAAAUUCUAGAGGAGAUGAAGAUUUGAUAGGAAAUUUAACUCAAGAUGAAACAUCUAGGCUGGAACUUGAUUUUGAGGAAUGGGAUGUAGCUGGCCUGCCUUGGUGGUUUUUAGGAAAUUUGAGAAACAACUGUACGCCUAGAAGUAAUGGAUCAACUGAUUUACAGACAAACCAGGAUAUAGGUACUGCCAUUGUUUCAGACACUACAGAUGAUUUGUGGUUUUUAAAUGAGUCUGUAUCAGAGCAAUUAGGUGUUGGAAUAAAAGUUGGAGCUGCUGAUUCGGAACCAGAAGUAGGGAAAGUGAAUGACAAAAAGGUGAUUGAAGUGGUAAAAAAUGAUGACUUUGAGGACUCCAAGUCCUUAAGUAGUGAUACUGAUAUAGAAGUUACCUCUGAGGAUGAGUGGCAGUGUACUGAGUGUAAGAAAUUUAACUCUCCAAGCAAGAGAUACUGUUUUCGUUGCUGGGCCUUGAGGAAGGAUUGGUAUUCAGACUGUUCUAAGUUAUUAACUCAUUCUUUCUCCACAUCUGAUAUCUCUGCCAUACCUGAAAAGAAGGAAAAUGAAGGAAUUGAUGUCCCUGAUUGUCGAAGAACCAUUUCAGCUCCAGUUGUUAGACCUAAAGAUGUCUAUGUAAAAGAAGAAAAUUCCAAACUUUUUAACCCCUGUAACUCAGUGGAAUUCUUGGAUUUGGCUCACAGUUCUGAAAGCCAAGAGACUAUUUCAAGCCUGGGAAAACUAUCAGAUAACCUUUCAGAGCACAGAACAGAUACAGAAAGCAUGGAGGAUUGCCAGAAUAUCUUGAAGCCUUGUAGCCUAUGUGAGAAAAGACCACGAGAUGGGAACAUUAUCCAUGGGAAGACAAGCCAUCUUACCACUUGUUUUCAGUGUGCCAGAAGACUAAAGAAGACUGGGGCUUUGUGCCCUACUUGCAAGAAAGAGAUACAGUUGGUUAUUAAGGUUUUUAUAGCAUAGCUGAAUCAGUUGUAGAAAAGUAGAGAGGAUUAAGUCAUUCAGCAAAACAUCAGUAUUCUUGCAAGGCAGAGGCAGGAGAAUUACAGGGUCUAGGACAGUGAGACUGUCUCCAAAGAAAAGUAAAUCAAUCAAUAUUGGGCCUCUCUACUCAGUGUGGCCCACUGUAUGUGUUCAUUUGCUCAUGUAAACAUCUCUGUUUUGGGUCAUUUUUGCUUCUAAUCUUACACAAAAUUUAAGAAUAUUUUAUAACUAGAUGGUCAAUUUGGGGACUAUAUGAACACGGUAUAAUAUGUAAGGCAUUUCAUUGUCCCUCCAGAGAUAAUGAUUUGGAAGGAAACAGAUAUCAGUAGAAACCAAAAUGCAUUCAUUUAUUCACUUACCAAGUUGUUUGAAACUAACCCUUUGUUUAGUUAAUUGUUCUCUAUCCUACUUUACAUUCUUCUGUUGUCAGGAUCCAAGACAGUUAUUUAAAAAAUGCUAGGCUAACAGAGAAAACCUCCUUACCUGAUCACUGUUGAAAUGAGACCACCUGGUUCAGAAAAACUGGAACACAGGUUUAUUUAUUUAUUUUUAUUAUUAUUAUUUCUUUGUGUGUUUUUGUUAUGCUAGAGAUCAAACCCAAGGCCUCCAACACAUGCUUUGCCAUUGUCACACCCUUUUAUUGUUACAGCCUUACUAUGUUUCUUAAAUGGGCCUCAAACUCUUGAUUUUCUUGCUUCAGCCUCCCAAGUAGCUGGGAUUACAGGUAUGGAUAACCAUCUACUAAAAACAAGUCUUGAAAUACAAGGAUUUCCUUCACAUGCCUAAGUACAAUAGUUUACAAACAUUUUUGCUAACAUACUGAUAAAAUGUUUUUGAGACAAUUGUCUGUAAUCUUUUGCACAUUUAAAAACUGUAGAUAGACUUAACAUGUGGUGGAGUGUUUCCUUUGAGGACUAAGCACUCCAAACAAGUUACAGAAUGUUUCUGUCAACCCAAAGUGUUCACUUUAUUCCUUUUAGGCCAUCCUUCAACCGUAACUUGGCUCUCACCCUGGAUUAGCUUUCCAUUUGCACAUUUUUAAUUUGACAUCUAAUUUUUUUGGGGAGGGGGAAGGAGGCUGGUCCUGGGGUUUGAACUCAUGGCUAGGGCACCAGCUCAAGUCUAGUGGUCUACCACUUGAGCCACAGCUCUACUCCUGGAC